CAGAUUCACCAGCAGGCAAAGACCUCCAACCACUUGCUGACUCCUUUCAAACCCAGACCCAGACAAAAAGAAAAAAAAACAAGGCUGUGAUGAGUAAAAAGAACCAGUGGAGGGGCGAGGGAGCGAUGUGGUUGUGUGUUGGUGUAAACCGAGGCUUUAUAAGAAAAGAGACAAGGUCCAAUAAAUCUAGUUUCUCUGAUGUUUGGAGCUGGGCCUGACUCACCUGCUGAGGUUUGGUUUCAGAGCUCCAACACAGCUCAGACUGAGCUGGGAUUUCAUCAGCUGAGGACCAGUAAGCUCUAGCUGGAAGCUUCCAACUUCUCACUUUCUACAGAAAUGCUUUGGGAGGACAAAGUCGUUCUCUUAACUGUUUUAUUCAUCCACAUCUCAUCUCUAACAGCAGGAUCAGGAGAAGGGCAGGACAAUGUUCAGUGUGCUGCACUCAACAGCACCAGAUGGCUGGAAUACCGGCGUCAGAGGGCCACUCUGCAGGUCCAGUACCUACUGCUGACCCGGAAAAACUCUGACUGUGCUCAAAGAUUCAACCAGGACUUGGUUAACAAGCAGUCAUACUUCAGCUUUUCCCAUCCCACUAAGGUCAUCAUCCAUGGGUACAGGCCCCUGGGAAGUAACGCGUCCUGGGUGACGGAGCUGGCUCAGGCCCUCCUCAGGGCUCAGGAUGUAAAUGUUCUGGUGGUGGACUGGCUCUAUGGUGCCUCCUCUGCCUAUAAUGUAGUGGUGGAAAAUUACAAAGAGGUGGCCCUGCAGAUCUCUGUUCUCAUAAACCAGCUCCAGAAACAUGGAAGCAAACCAGAAUCCUUCCACUUCAUCGGGGUCAGCCUCGGAGCACACGUGGCUGGGUUUGUGGGGACUCUGUUUGGAGGAACCAUAGGUAGAAUCACAGGUCUUGACCCUGCUGGGCCCAUGUUUAAAGGAGCUGACACGUACGACCGGCUGGACCCUUCUGACGCUCAGUUUGUGGACGCCAUCCACACAGACUCUGAUUACUUUGGCAUCUCCAUCCCUGUGGGUCAUGUGGAUUACUUCCUGAACGGUGGCCAGGACCAGAACGGAUGUGCUCGCUCCAGAUUUGCUACAAUGUUUGGUUAUGUGAUCUGUGACCACAUGAGGGCGCUGCACGUCUACGUGAGCGCGCUGAACGGCUCAUGCACCUUGAUGGGGAUCCCUUGCUCCUCUUAUGAGGACUUCCUGAAGGGAAGCUGUGUGGACUGUGGGGUGUUCAAGGGGAGAUGUCCAGUGAUCGGUUUAUCAGAAAACUCUGGGAUAUCCGUUUCACCCCUUCCCAAGGAGCAGAAAGUGUUUCUUCUGACAACUUCUUCAGCACCGUUUUGCGCUCAUCACAUCCUGGUGAAGCUGGAAGUUUCCCCACUGGACAAGAGCGCUGAGGUGGAGGUGAUGCUGAGGACAGAGAGUCUGGGAACGGAGUACCGGUUCAAGCUUCAGACAGCUGUGACGGUGUACAGGAGGGUGUUGGCUCACCCGGCUGCUCUGUGUGAGAUCCACUCCAUCAGGCUGAAAAACACCGGCGCUCGUUUCUACAGGCAGGCCGACGUCCAUGUCAAGUCUGUGUGCAUCUCUGCGCUCCCUGUUCUCAGACACGAGGAGCCGCUGUGUGUGAACAAUAUUAACAUCAGGAGAGGAGCUCCUUGGUCACAUGACUUUGUGCAGGUGUGUGGGACCUUGUGACAAGAAGAGUCCCUCAAAACGGAGCAUUAACGACCAGGUUAGCCUUACAGAGACAUAGACCGUGUUACAACCUGUUGUUUUUAGGGAUACAGAAUCUGAAUUUAGAGUGUUUAAAUGUACUAAUGCUAAUGACUGGUGGUUAAAAUCUAACCCAGUUAGUUUUAUUGCUCAGGUUUUCAACGUUCGCUUCAAUCAUAAAAAAAACAUGAAGCGUGUUUCUAAGAUGAAUAUUUUAGUUUUUUUAUCACCAAGUCCAUCUUGUAAGUUCUCCUUUUGAGUUCUUUCAGCAAUAAACAUAUUUGAUGUGUU
This is a messenger RNA of Nothobranchius furzeri (turquoise killifish), 2016 nucleotides long. The record is from RefSeq and is a predicted model, not a curated record. NCBI's taxonomy places the organism in Eukaryota, Metazoa, Chordata, Actinopteri, Cyprinodontiformes, Nothobranchiidae.